This is a messenger RNA of Meleagris gallopavo (turkey), 2079 nucleotides long. The record is from RefSeq and is a predicted model, not a curated record. NCBI's taxonomy places the organism in Eukaryota, Metazoa, Chordata, Aves, Galliformes, Phasianidae.
GGCCGUGCGGCGGCAGCCAUGUCGUGCUGUCGGAGCGGGGCGAGGUCUGAGCUCUGCCGUGUUGUGCUCAGUUCUGUCCAGGUAUGAAAACCAGAUCACUAUUCUGUCGGAAUACUUAGAAGAAUUUCCCGACACCGAUGAGCCGGUGUGGAUUCUGGGAAGGCGGCACCACCUGAAUGAAGACAAAUCUAAGUUAUUGUUGGAUGUCAGUGCUCGUCUCUGGUUUACGUAUAGAAGAAAGUUUUCUCCUAUUGGAGGCACUGGUCCUUCGUCUGACGCUGGCUGGGGAUGUAUGCUGAGGUGUGGGCAGAUGAUGCUGGCACAGGCACUGAUCUGCAGGCAUUUAGGAAGAGAUUGGCAAUGGGAAAAACACAAAGAACAACCAGAAGAAUAUCACAGAAUCCUCCGAUGCUUUCUAGACAGGAAGGAUUGCUGUUAUUCCAUCCACCAGAUGGCACAGAUGGGUGUUGGAGAGGGGAAAUCGAUUGGAGAGUGGUUUGGACCAAAUACAGUUGCUCAAGUAUUAAAGAAGCUUGCUUUAUUUGAUGAAUGGAAUUCAUUGGCUGUUUAUGUAUCUAUGGACAACACAGUGGUCAUUGAAGACAUCAAGAAGAUGUGCUGGUCCCCUCCCCAGAGCAGCAGCACAGCCCAUAGCAGUGCACAUUUGCACAGAAGUGCUCUUGGCCGGAACAGGAACACAGCAGGACUCUGCACAGGCUGGAAGCCCCUCUUGCUUAUUAUACCUCUACGACUAGGGAUAAAUCACAUAAAUCCAGUAUAUAUUGAUGCAUUUAAAGAAUGCUUUAAGAUGCCACAGUCUUUGGGAGCAUUAGGAGGGAAACCAAAUAAUGCCUAUUAUUUCAUAGGAUUUUUAGGCAAUGAGCUGAUCUAUUUGGACCCUCACACCACCCAAAGCUUUGUAGAUUCAGAAGAGAACGGCACAGUUGAUGACCAGAGCUUCCACUGCCAGCAAGCCCCCCACAGAAUGAAGAUCAUGAAUUUGGACCCUUCAGUAGCUUUAGGCUUCUUUUGCAAAGAAGAAUGUGAUUUUGAUAACUGGUGCAGUCUCGUACAAAAGGAGAUUCUAAAGCAACAGAGCCUACAGAUGUUUGAGCUGGUCCAGAAGCACCCGCCCCACUGGCCUCCGUUCAUACCUCCAACAAAGCCAGAAGUGACAACUACAGGAGCAGAACUCAUUGAAUCUACUGACAAGCUGUUUGAAUUGGAAGAAGAAUUUGAAAUCCUGAGUGUAUGAAGGAAACUGCUGUGACUCUUCUGAGUGCUGAACACAUUGCUAAUAUCAUUGCAUUGACUUACAGCCAUGUUAGCCCCAAAGUGCCUGAAAUUAUGGAAAAAACAGAGCACAGAAUCCGAGUAGCAUCCAAAACUCCAACGACAGCUUAACAAGAGCUUCCCCGGAUGGAAAGGCAAUAAAAGCUCUUGUUGUAAGAUGCUUAAUGGGAAUCUCUUUUCAGUAUCUUACCUGAAGACAAAUGGGCCUUUGAGAUUAAGGCAGAAAUGAGCGUAUUGCUGGGCUCUAUGUUUGGAGAAAGGGAUAACCCAAAUGGAUAUUUCUUGCUCUCAUAAUAAUGCAAUAGUUUAGUUCUUAAAGCAAAACAGUCUUCAAUUAAGGAGGAUGUUUACUUCUGUUCCCUCCUGUGGGCUGCAUCAUAGAAAAAAAUACGUUGUCUUGUUUAAAAGAUCGACUGGAUCAUGAGAAAAUUGUUUCCUUGUUAAAUAUUUUAACAUGUAUCUGAGCAACCACACUUUAUUACAAAAAUGUUUCUGUAAAAGGAACUGUGUCUAAUGUAUACAUUUUGCAAUAGCCUUCCUGCUUCUGGGAGACCUCGAGAGGAACGGGAGACUCAAAUAGUUGAUACAGAUCACAACCACUGUUAUAGUUAUGGUAUAUUUCACCUUGACCUUAACAUCAAAAUCAUUGAAACUUAGGUUAUUUCUUUCAGAGCUAAAAAGAGUCAAAGGUGGUUUAACUGUACCUUAUUUAUUUUAAAGUAGAUUUACACAAACUUCUGUUACAGCACUUUAUCUGUGCAUCUAAUAAAUUUCUUAAGCUUUUCA